AUGCGAUCAGUAGAAAGCCUUGUCCACCAGGCACCUGUUGGAGAGUUUCUUUCGGAAACAAUGGGUGGCAUUCUCAACCAAAGCGGAUGGGGAAUUUUGAACAGAAGUUUAACGGAUCAACACAAGUUCAGCAGUCUGGAAGACAUCGAUGUUACUGCUGACGGCAGCCUCGUCCUGCGGAUUAUCAUCUCGGUGGUUUAUUCCGCGGUGUGCGCCGUGGGUUUGGUCGGAAAUCUUUUGUUGUUUUUCCUUAUGAAAAUAAGACAAGGUCGAAAAAAAUCCAUCAUAAAUUUCUUUGUAAUCAAUUUAGCUGUCACCGACUUUCAGUUUGUUCUGACCUUGCCUUUCUGGGCUGUAGAUACAGCGUUGGAUUUCAGCUGGCCGUUUGGUAACGCCAUGUGCAAGAUCAUUUUAUCAGUCACUGUGAUGAACAUGUACGCCAGCGUCUUUUUUCUCACCGCAAUGAGCAUUACGCGCUACUGGUCUGUCGCAUCUGCUUUAAAGAUCCCUUCUCGAAACAAGUCCGUGUCUGUGAAGUGGAUCUGUGCUGUAUUGUGGAUCUUGGCGACUGUGGCAACAGCUCCAACUUCCAUUUUCUCCACCGUGACAGUUGUGGCAGGUGAAAAACUCUGCCUCCUCAAGUUUCCAGAUGGCCAGGAUUGGCUUGCUCUGUAUCACCUUCAGAAAAUUGUCAUUGCGUUUAUCUUGCCCAUGUUUAUUCUCUCAGUAUGUUAUCUAUUACUUUUGAGGUUUAUCCGAAAGAGGGGCAUUAAUACCCGCCAAAGAAGACGAUCGAAAGUAGCAAAGUCUGUAACGGUGGUGGUCCUCUCUUUCUUCAUUUGCUGGAUGCCAAACCAUGCGAUCACCCUCUGGGGCGUGCUGGUGAAACUGAACGCGGUGCACUGGGACAAAACAUACUACAUGGUGCAUACUUAUGUUUUCCCCGUGACUGUUUGUCUUGCUCAUACUAAUAGUUGUUUAAACCCAGUUUUGUAUUGUUUAAUGCGACGGGAGUUUAGGAAAAUGUUACAUGGUUUCUUUUGGCGCAUAUCCUCGCCUGUUAUCUCGAACGCUGGAAAACUACAUGGAUACAGUGGAGGCAGCAAGCAAAACCUGGAUGACGCACAUACUGGAAUUCAUUUGAACGUGAUUGACGCACAACGCUGCCAAGAAUCCGGUCAACCGACCUUAAACUGA
Molecule: messenger RNA, 1197 nt
Organism: Sinocyclocheilus anshuiensis
Lineage: Eukaryota; Metazoa; Chordata; Actinopteri; Cypriniformes; Cyprinidae
Gene: rxfp3.3a2
Product: relaxin family peptide receptor 3.3a2
Exons: 1
Coding region: 1-1197 (398 amino acids)
Biological process (GO): calcium-mediated signaling; immune response; G protein-coupled receptor signaling pathway
Cellular component (GO): membrane; external side of plasma membrane
Molecular function (GO): C-C chemokine binding; C-C chemokine receptor activity
Source: RefSeq, a predicted model, not a curated record